UUCUAUUUUUUACAGAACACUGUGCGUAUGGCGAAUAAUUGAUUUGAAUAUGUGCAUUUUCUGGUAAACGAUUUUUACUUUAACCUCUGUGCUGUAGUCAAAAGUUUAAAAUUAUCUGACAAAUAGAGGAAGUGGAUCUUCAAAAGCAUCAUCAUGCAGCCAAGAUUGUUCAUCGUCGCCAUCAUGGCUGUGAUGGCGAACGAGGUUCUCUGCAAAGGGGAGAGAAAGGCCAGACACAUGAUGGACCGGCCGCUGACGGAGAACCGCCUGGACGCUGUGUCUUACCCGCUGUGCAGCGCCGGCGGGUCGCAGGGCGCUUGUCUGUUCGGCGUCGAGUGUCAGCUUCAAGGCGGCCGCUUCGCUGGGUACUGCGGUGGCUCCGACCGAGUCUGCUGCAUGGUGGACAAAACGUGCUGGGCGACUACGAGCGCUCAUUCAGUCACGUUCCAGAAUCCGUCUUUUCCGAAGCCCAACGAAGAGGCCGUCUUGUGUCCCCUCACUGUGGAACUUGGACGGGCGGUCUGCGCGGUCAGAGUGGACCUGAAUGUGCUGGAGCUGGCGCAGUACGAGGACGGUGUGUGCAUUCGUGACACACUCACGCUGCUGGGCUCAACAGAAGGCAUAGCUACGCCCGUGUGUGGCAACAUGACGGGAUAUUCAACGACGUUCCUGGUGAAGGAGCUCGGCAAGGUGACGGUCUCGCUGGUCGCGCAGAGUACGCACAGGUUCUCCAUCACUGUCACGCAGCUCGGCUGCGCCGCCAUCCCUAAGUUCAUUUCGCCCACCUACUCGGGCGUGCGCAACGAAGACGCGGUCUUGUACAACCCUCCUCCUGAACCUGCAGUAGAUAAACCUACAAUCAUACUCAGAAACGACAGCAAAACAAAUGAGACUGAGACUACGACCUUUAACCCCGUCGUCAGGGACGAUGAGGGAGAGGGUGGCCCCACUACUACCGCUCCGAGGGCAGACGAGGGAAAGAAAGAUGACGAUGAAGGAGAGGUCCAAACUACGCUCCUGAGGGGCAAAUAUCCUUCAGGAACUACAACGCCUGCUCCUGGCGUGAUAAUCGGUCAUUUUCCUGACGGUUCUGAAGGAAACGAAGAUGAAGAAGAAAAUAUUUUCACCGACACCCUGGAUGUCACUCCUGCCGUUUCUGGCUUCAAACGAGACAGUUGCAGGUCAUUCAAGAAAGGAAUUGAUGCACUCCGGGUUAGCUUAGGCGAUCACGACUUAAAGACCAAGAACGAGACGUUCAACGUUGUAUCGCGCGUCAAGAGAGUCAUCUGGCAUCUACACUAUUCCCCCCACAUCAACGUCAACGACAUCGCAAUCUUCGAACUCAGCGAACCCGUCACCUUCAACUACAGCAUCAGUGCCGUGAAACUGCCCCUCGACACUGAGGACGAGUUUCACGAAGUCAAUGCCACGGUGACGGGCUGGGGCCGCUACAGCCUCACGACAAAGAAGACGUCACCGUACCUGAAGGAGUACACGGGGCCCAUCCAAGAUGCCGGGGAGUGCGCCAAGGCGUGGAAGAAUGCGAAAGUCACGGCCUACACCGACAAACAUAUUUGUUUGGGCAUCGAUAAGGGCACACCCUGCCAUGGAGAUUCGGGAGGACCAUUAGUGGCAUGCAACUUCAACUCCUGCACCCAGGUGGGUGUGGUGAGUUUCGGGUUCCCGCUCUGUACGAACGUUGGCCUCCCCGCAGUGUUCACGCGACUCACCUACUACCGCCCCUGGCUUGAUAGUAACAUGGCGUCGCUCAGCGCCAUACCGGUCUAGCUUCUACUAAACCGGUACUUAGCUUCUACUAAACCGGUACUUUAGCUUUUGCUAAACCGGUAAUACUUUGUACUAGAUCAGGGAUAUCUAAUUGAAUUUCAAGAGAAAAUUUAUAUAAGUAGGGUACGGAUAAUCAUACUGUCUAAUUAUUGUAGUGUGAUAUAAAUUGUAAUCGCAUUAAUUAAGGCUCAUUUGGAACUUCCCGGUAUGAACAAGAUAAGCGAUCUGCAUGUUAGCUACUCACGUAUUAGGUCAACAUCUUGGAAACAUUAAAAGUAUAAUAUUAGAAUUAAAUUGCGGUGUUUAUUAGAAAAUUUUCUUUAUCAAUUGACUGAAUUUUUAUUCUCAGUGUUUCUUCUUAAACUUCACUACGACAGCUUGGGAUUUGCCGCAAGAGAUUAGAAUAUCAAAACGUCGAGCUAAAGCGAAAAUCAUGUAUAUUGUAAAUUUCUUUCGUUGAGUGACGUAUCAUCUGAAUUUCAGAAUUUUGUUCAGGAAUUCUUAAUAUGUUAAGAGGAAGCACAAAUUAUUUGCGUCAGAACAACAAAAGCGUAAUUCAUAGUUAAUUAUCCCUGCUUGUUGCUGAUUACAUGCCGCGUCCCAGCCAUAGUUUCCACGAUUCACUCCUCGUCCUUACAAAUAAUUGUAAUAACAAUCUUCUGACUGUAUAACCUAUACAUUUUUCAAAAAUCCAGGGCUUUGAAUAUUUGCCAGAUGUGCAUAGCCUGAUUCUUUUUGACCCUUUGUUUUGCAAAGACCUGUGUCUGUGCCGGAUCAUAAUGAAAUGCCCAAGCAUUAAUGUCACUCGUUAGCAGGAAUCGAAAAUUCACUAGAAAUUUAAAAGCAAAGAACAUUUUAAAAAAAUUAUGAUAUCUUUAUGGGAAACGUUUUCAUAAAAAAUGUUUUUGUGACAUUUUUGUGGAAGUUUCUUCGCUUUUAUAUUUCUAGUAAAGUGCCCAAAUCAGGCAGCACUGACUGGCAGUUGUUGCAAACCCUUGCGCCUGCUUAUUGUGGCGCUUCACUUGCGGUGUACUAGGGCGGGUUUCAUUUAGUUUGUUAUUAUAGGAGAGCAAGAUAAUAUCGAUUUAUCAGACAAUAUGGUUCGUUAUUAUUGGACAUCAAGAUAAUAUGGAUAUGGAAGACAAAGAAGUUCGUUAUUAUUGGACACCAAGAUAAUAUAGAUAUGGAUGAUAAUGAAGUUCGUUAUUAUUGGACUUCAAGAUAAUAAAGAUAUGGCAGCUAAGAUGGUACGUUAAUAUUGGGCAUCAAUAUAAUGUAGAUAAGUCAGAUAAGAAAGUUCUUUAUAUAUUGGGCAUCAAGAUUAUAUUACCAUGAGCGAUAAUAAAAUGUCAUUUUUUGAGCAUGUAAUUAGUGUAAUUGUGUAUGGACUCUUUAAAUUAAUAUAUCAAGUUCCCGACUGAAAAUCAAAUGAUAUCGAUCUAAAUGAUCGUGUAUUCUUAUAGGCGCUGUAGUUAUAACUGUUAUUUUAAUGGUAUUUGUUGAUGGAUAAAUAAUAAUAAUCAAUACCGAUAGCUAAUACAUUUGAUCGAUUUGUUUGCAUUAAGAUUCUACCACAGUAACACUUUGCGCAUGAGAUAUUUUGGGCGAUAAUUGAAUUCAGCGUUCUUCAGCUUCUCCAUAUACGCUUCGGCUCAGGGUUCGAAGGACAGCCUCUGGGCAGCUUCCUAGCUCGGUAUGCCUCGGCUCGGCCAACGCUUGUCAUACUCUCAGGCGACUAUAAGGUUGGAUAGGAGAUUCUGACUGUUUU
This is a messenger RNA of Hyalella azteca, 3556 nucleotides long. RefSeq lists its product as uncharacterized. The coding region runs from base 154 to 1788 and encodes 544 amino acids. The record is from RefSeq and is a predicted model, not a curated record. NCBI's taxonomy places the organism in Eukaryota, Metazoa, Arthropoda, Malacostraca, Amphipoda, Hyalellidae. Gene Ontology annotation, molecular function: serine-type endopeptidase activity. The transcript is spliced from 12 exons. Gene Ontology annotation, biological process: proteolysis.